AUGGAUGCAUUUCAGGUUCGGAUGGAGUUCUUAGACCUCCUAAAGCGCCUCAAUGCAAGUCAGCAGUCUAUUCGAAAAACUGCCGCCUUUGCUCUGCGCUACGCUAACAAAUGCGCAGAUAAUAUCUGGGACUGCAUUAUGACCGAAUGCUCUAAAGAAACAUCAAAUACACGGAUUAACAUGUUGUUUAUGCUCGAUGCUAUCCUAGCAGACGAUUUUCAAACAAACCCUGACGAAGUGGAUGUCUAUCGAAAUCUGGUGGUACGAGACCUAUCUGCUCUUGUAGAUAUGGUAGUGCCACCAGAAAGCUGGGAUGCUGUGAUUAACAUAGGCAGCACUCUACAGAUCCUUUCGUCGUGGCGCUCGAAGCACAUUUUUGAUUCAAGCUUUCUCACCUCUCUCAUUGAAUCGAUUGAGCAGCGCGCUGCAAAGUAA
Messenger RNA from Malassezia globosa CBS 7966, 435 nucleotides. RefSeq lists its product as uncharacterized. The coding region runs from base 1 to 435 and encodes 144 amino acids. The record is from RefSeq and is a predicted model, not a curated record. NCBI's taxonomy places the organism in Eukaryota, Fungi, Basidiomycota, Malasseziomycetes, Malasseziales, Malasseziaceae. Gene Ontology annotation, cellular component: CTDK-1 complex. Gene Ontology annotation, biological process: positive regulation of transcription by RNA polymerase I; positive regulation of DNA-templated transcription, elongation. The transcript is spliced from 3 exons.